Messenger RNA from Salarias fasciatus (jewelled blenny), 2145 nucleotides. RefSeq names its product protein kinase, AMP-activated, beta 2 non-catalytic subunit (gene prkab2). Gene Ontology annotation, molecular function: protein kinase binding. Gene Ontology annotation, cellular component: nucleotide-activated protein kinase complex; nucleus; cytoplasm. Bases 147 to 953 code for a protein of 268 amino acids. Lineage: Eukaryota; Metazoa; Chordata; Actinopteri; Blenniiformes; Blenniidae. The record is from RefSeq and is a predicted model, not a curated record. The transcript has 8 exons. Gene Ontology annotation, biological process: signal transduction.
GCCGGGGGUACCACGGCGGGGUGGUAAGUUGUGAAGUGGUCUGCCCCUCUCGCCUCUCUCAGUUCCUCCCUCCCUACGAUAAAACACAACUGGGGCUUGAAGAGCGUCUGUCGGUCGUCCAGCGGCGCUAUAAAUAGUGAGGCAUCAUGGGAAACACGAGUGACAGGGUGUCUGCCGACCGCCACGGGGGCAAGGCCCACCGCUCGGACAGCAGCGGCAGCGCCAAAGAUCACGAGCCCAGCAGUAAGAUGGUCGACAGCACAGACGACCCCAACAUCUUCAACACGCACGGACCCGAGUCCAAGACGUCAGGAGAGAAAGAGUUCACCCCGGAUCUGGACGAUCUGGUUAAAACCGGACCUCAGGCUCGUCCCACUGUGAUCCGCUGGGCCGGAGGGGGGAAGGAGGUCUACAUAGCAGGUUCCUUCAACAACUGGAGCACCAAGAUACCGCUGAACAAGAGCCAUAAUGACUUCGUCGCCAUUCUGGACCUGCCGGAGGGAGAGCACCAGUACAAGUUCUUCGUGGACGGGCAGUGGGUUCACGACCCCUCAGAGCCGGUGGUAACCAGCCAGCUCGGCACCAUCAACAACCUGAUCCGGGUGAAGAAGUCGGACUUCGAGGUGUUUGACGCGCUGCAGGUCGACUCUCUGGAGUGUUCGGACACAUCAGACCUGUCCAGCUCGCCUCCCGGUCCGUACGGUCAGGAGCAGUACAUGUUCCGACCCGAGGAGCACUUCAAAGCCCCGCCCAUCCUCCCUCCUCACCUGCUUCAAGUCAUUCUCAACAAGGACACCAACAUAUCCUGUGACCCCACCCUGCUGCCUGAACCCAACCACGUCAUGCUGAACCACCUCUAUGCUCUCUCAAUCAAGGAUGGAGUGAUGGUGCUGAGCGCGACACACCGAUACAAGAAGAAAUACGUCACCUCUCUGCUUUACAAACCGAUCUAAGCCUCAGCCCGGCACCACGUUCCUGCCCUCUGAGUGUGUGUGUGUACGUGUGUGUGUUGGGACACAUUUAGCACUGAAACCCGUUUACAGCCGGGCUGCAGGCCGGUCGGGGGCUGCUGAGCAGAGGGCGUCGGAGAGAAGAACCACGUGGCUUUUACAGAAGAGAGAGACGCACUGAAGCGCUGCGUGCGUUGGAGUGUUUGCUUCACUUUGUGCCGACGUGCGUUCGUGUGUCAAAAGAUGUUUCUCUUCAAAAAGACGGCCUGCGAGCACGGGGGGGGGGGGGGGCUUUUCCUUUAGAAGCAAAGGUGUGCAUGCGUGUGGAGAUUUGUGUUACAUGUACAGUGUGUGUGUGUGUAUGUCUAUUAGGACCUGUAAAUGUCUCUGUCUUCACCUCCUGAUUUCUUUUUGCCGUCAAGGUUGACUUGAAGGCUCACUGUGUUUCACCUUUUCAUUUUCUGCACCGUUUUCUCAUUUGCAUUGUGUUUAAUGAAGCAUAAAGGGCGAGCGGUGUGUGUGAGGAUGGAGACAUUUAACCGAUCCUUGUCUGCACACAGAACCCCGAUAACAUUACACACUCUCCAACGAGUUUAUCUCACAAAGCCCUACAGAAACACACUCUCGACUCUGCGUGUCGUCACCAUCGUGCUCUCUGCUCUUUUCUAUUUGUGGCCUCUCGUCAGUGUUUGAGGUGCCGGAGCAGCACCAGACUUUGCUUGAACUUUAAAGUGCAAUAAAUAAUCUGCUGUAAAGAAGAAGAAAAAAAAGGUACUAAAUCUGAAGUGUUUUAGAUCCAGAAAUAUAACGGCACAUGUUUAGGAAAAAUUAUAUUCACAGUAUGUGUUCCCUGGAUCUAGAUUCCACGAGAAGCGCAGUGUUUCGCUCUGCCAUUGCCUUCGUCUGGACGCCAGUUUGCAGCACUUUACGGCCGCGCAAGGAAACCUUUGUGUCUGUUGUGUGUAUUUAUUAAACAGGAAUGUACUGUAUGUCUGUUGCCGUGAUGCCUGUUCGUGUCGGUUCGCUUUUCAGGAGGUUGUGGACACUCAGGUUCAUCGACAGGGCUACGAAGACACACGCCACGCAUUGGAAUACUGUACAGUUUGCUCACGUGUUAAGAAAAAAAAACAAAAAACAAAGGAAGAAGCAUUUAAAUUAUGUGUAUUUUCCGGUGUGGUGGCUUUAACGGAUUACC